This is a messenger RNA of Trypanosoma grayi, 573 nucleotides long. Its product is annotated as putative phosphatidylinositol-4-phosphate 5-kinase-like. Gene Ontology annotation, molecular function: phosphatidylinositol kinase activity. NCBI's taxonomy places the organism in Eukaryota, Euglenozoa, Kinetoplastea, Trypanosomatida, Trypanosomatidae. The transcript has a single exon. Bases 1 to 573 code for a protein of 190 amino acids. Gene Ontology annotation, biological process: phosphatidylinositol metabolic process. The record is from RefSeq and is a predicted model, not a curated record.
AUGGAUAUGGAGGGGUUUCGUGCAUCGCUGGGUGCGAACUGCGUCUGGCGGCAGGCACUCUCACCCGGAAAAAGCGGCUCCACACUAAUAUACUUCGGCAACUUCGUUAUUAAGAGUGUCAAGGAGAGUGAGUUUCGCUUCCUCAAGAAUCGCUUUCUCAGCAACUACGCCGCGUUCUGCGAACGCAACCCGGACACGAUGCUGCCGCGGUUCUUCGCGCUGUUUUCGUUCUCGUGGCUGCGGCUUCGCUCACGCAAGCGGUAUGUGCUCAUGCAAAAUGUAUUCUCUACCCGCUACUACAUUCACCGCAUUUAUGAUGUGAAGGGCAGCACUAUUGGCCGCUCUGCCAGCACUGAAAAAGCGCCUCGCACCGCGUUCGGUGCUCUUCUUCUUAAAGACAAUGAUCUCCCAGCACAGCUUAUUAUUUGCGGUCCGCUACAACGCGCCCACCUCCUCGCACAGUUUCGCUCUGACACAACUUUCCUGCACUCGCUAAACAUUGUGGACUAUAGCUGCCUGAUUGGUGUGCGCAGCCGCGUCUUUACGCGAANACAACUUUCCUGCACUCGCUAA